AUUUCACCUGAGCUGCAGGGUCCUGCUCCAGGCUGCUUCCAAGGCUCAGCGUGGGCGCACAAGGCUGGUUGUGGGCUCCCUCCUGGCUGUGAAGUGGGAAGAAGCUAAACUGGAAAAGGAGUGACUGAAGAAGUAGUUGAGGAACUGUCUGAAGGAACAAAUCCAUUUCUUAACAAGAUCAAGUUGGAAUUAAAUGGCUGAUAAACAGAUCAGGUUCAUCCCUGUGCCCCGAUUCCUUCACCAUAUCCCACUUAGUUCAUUCUUCCCAUCUCUGGAACCAUGAAAAUGCAGUGGUCUCUAGCCAAGCAAGGAGAUGUGUUGAAGCUUGAAGGAUACACUGUACACCUCUUCCCUUGCGACACAGGUCUGUCAUCCCUUAGCAGAAUGAGAUUGAUAACAAAAGACUAAAAUCCACAGCAGCAGUCUACUGCAAGUUUACCUGCCAAGCUGAUCAAUGGAGGGAUAGCUGGGCUGAUUGGGGUCACCUGUGUAUUUCCCAUUGACUUGGCAAAAACUCGCCUGCAGAACCAGCAGAAUGGCCAGCGGAUGUAUACCAGCAUGUCUGACUGCCUCAUUAAAACUAUUCGUUCGGAAGGCUACUUUGGCAUGUACAGAGGCGCUGCAGUGAACCUGACUCUAGUGACACCAGAAAAGGCUAUCAAACUGGCAGCCAAUGACUUCUUCCGGCAUCACCUCUCCAAAGAUGGGAAGAAGCUGACGCUGCUGAGGGAGAUGCUGGCAGGCUGUGGUGCAGGCACCUGCCAGGUGAUCGUCACCACUCCCAUGGAGAUGCUCAAAAUCCAGCUGCAGGAUGCAGGACGGAUUGCGGCACAGAAGAAGCUGAUGGCUGCACAGGCCCAGCUCUCUUCCUCUGCGGCCGGGGCAGCAGAGCCGGUGGUGGAAGCGCGCACGACAGCGACGCAGAUAACCAGGGAGCUGCUGCGCAGCAAGGGCAUCGCGGGACUCUACAAGGGCCUGGGAGCCACGCUGCUAAGGGAUGUCCCGUUCUCCAUCGUUUACUUCCCGCUGUUUGCAAACCUGAACAAGCUGGGCCAGAAAGAUCCCAAUGUCAAGGCCCCGUUCUAUGUGUCCUUUCUCUCUGGAUGCGUGGCCGGUAGUACAGCCGCAGUGGCUGUCAAUCCUUGUGAUGUGAUCAAAACACGGCUGCAGUCCUUGCAGAGAGGAGUCAACGAAGACACGUACUCAGGAAUCCUGGACUGCACCAAGAAGAUCUGGCAGAAGGAAGGACCCAUGGCCUUCCUGAAAGGGGCGUACUGCCGAGCCCUAGUCAUCGCUCCUCUCUUUGGCAUCGCACAAGUCGUCUACUUCAUUGGCAUUGCGGAGUUCCUCCUGGACAUACUCCCCAAGCACCGGGCCUAGCCCUGGCAUGCCUGCCUGUGCCACCCGUCCUCUGCCACGCCGGAUUCAUCCCUGUGUUCGUCGUCCAUGUCGAGUGGUGUGAGAGCAACAGCACAGAGGGUUCGCAUGGGAACAUGGGGAAUAUGGUCUCCAGAUGAGCAAACAUGGGGAGGGAGAGUCUCUUUUCUAUCUUCAUCUGGAGCCUGUUCCCUCUCCCUCCUUCCACGGACAAUACCCAAUUAUGCAUAUCUCUCUUUUUUUU
Messenger RNA from Meleagris gallopavo (turkey), 1621 nucleotides. NCBI's taxonomy places the organism in Eukaryota, Metazoa, Chordata, Aves, Galliformes, Phasianidae. The record is from RefSeq and is a predicted model, not a curated record.